AUGUGGCUGGUCAUUGUGGAUGAACACUCGAAGUGGCCGGAAGUCUUGCCAUUUCGAUCCACCACAGCUCAGGCAACGGUCGCGAGUCUACACACUGUAUUUGCUCGCUACGGCUGUCCAGAGGAGUUGGUCAGCGACAAUGGGCCCCAGUUUGUCGCCGCAGAAUUUGAAGCGUUCCUGCGCGCGAAUGGUAUCCGACACCGCACGUCAGCACCAUACCACCCUGCCACCAACGAGCUGGCAGAACGGUUUGUCCAGUCCUUCAAACGUGCCAUGAAGGCGUUCCCCGAUGCGAUGCCUUGUCAGGCAGCAGCGGACAAGUUCUUGAUCUCCUAUCGCAACACGGUCCACCCAACUACCGGCGAAACACCUUCCAACCUAUUAAUGGGCCGACGUUUGCGCACACGACUAGAUCUCCUACGCCCGGAUGUACGAACCCGGGUGGCAGCACAGCAAACAGCACAACAGAAAUCUUCACCCUCACGCAAAGUACACACGUUUCAGCUGGGAGAGUCAGUGCUCGUUCAAGAUUAUCGGAAACCGAACAAGCCAAGUUGGAUUCCUGCUACGGUAUCUGAGUGUUAUGGUAUGAGGUCGUACGUAGUGGAGACCGCAGAUGGUGGUAGCUGGCGGCGCCAUAUUGACCAGAUUCGACCUGGACAUCCCACGUUCACUACUGCGCCGGGGAGAGAGGAGGAGUCGGAAACUGUAUUACGACCGGAGCAUCCAGUAGAAACGGCACCAGCAACUGUUGCACCCAGUGUUGAGUUAGCAGCAUCCACCGAGACAGAAGCUGAAGCAGAAGUCACACCUACUGUGGUGUCAUCACCAACGCCUGUUGCACCACUGUCAUCCGAAGGAACGCCGGUGCUACCUGUAGUGCGGAGAUCGUAA
Molecule: messenger RNA, 894 nt
Organism: Sycon ciliatum
Lineage: Eukaryota; Metazoa; Porifera; Calcarea; Leucosolenida; Sycettidae
Exons: 1
Coding region: 1-894 (297 amino acids)
Biological process (GO): DNA integration
Molecular function (GO): nucleic acid binding
Source: RefSeq, a predicted model, not a curated record